This is a messenger RNA of Diabrotica virgifera virgifera (western corn rootworm), 1095 nucleotides long. Its product is annotated as protein ILRUN. The coding region runs from base 210 to 980 and encodes 256 amino acids. The transcript has 6 exons. Gene Ontology annotation, molecular function: ubiquitin binding. Gene Ontology annotation, cellular component: phagophore assembly site. Lineage: Eukaryota; Metazoa; Arthropoda; Insecta; Coleoptera; Chrysomelidae. The record is from RefSeq and is a predicted model, not a curated record. Gene Ontology annotation, biological process: macroautophagy.
AAUGACGUCAGUAGCCUUUGUUUUUUUAAUUUUUUAAGACAGAAAACUUGCUUUGACAUUUGCAUUUGGAUAUAAUGAAAAUUUUGGUAAAACAUUGUAACAAGUGGAGGAUUGUAUACUAAAUAUAAAUUAAUAUUAUUGAAGUAAAUGGAAGGUUAAUAUUUUGUGGACAUUGUCAGUAAAACUGCGAGGUCAUUGUCGAUUUCUAAAUGAUUUUAGGGCCGAUUCAUCUUCAAUUUCUAAAUAUGGACAUAGACAAUGGACCAGAGGUGCCUGUACCAGUCAGUGGUACAGGUGUGGAUAUUGAACAGUCCUUCUUGCAACAGUUCAGUUGUAUGGGGACAACAGACAAAGAUGAAUUGAUUCAACAACUGCAAAAGCUUGUUGGCAGCCAACUUAAUUACUCCACAGCUGCUUUUUUCUUGGAUAUGAACAACUGGAAUUUACAAGCAGCAAUUUGCUCAUAUUUUGAUAUAGAGUCUCCAUGCCCUCUUCCAUCCAUGAAAUUGAUCUCAGAUCCUGUAGCAAGUGAACACACAGAUGUAGAACCAAAUGUCAGGUUUACAAAAUCCUGGAACCUAGUUAAUAGUGGUACAGAGAAGUGGCCUGCAAACUGUUAUGCUCAAUGUUCAGAUGGUGAUAAUUUCGGAGCUGAUCGAGUCCCUGUCCCUUGUUUAGAUCCAGAAGAGGGAUAUCAUUUGGCUGUAGAUAUGGUUAGUCCCACAGUACCUGGCAUAUAUCAAAGUAAAUGGAGAAUGUGUACAGACAUAGGAACUUAUUUUGGUGAUCCAAUGUGGGUGAUAGUAACUGUAGUAGAAGAAGGCACAGUUGCUUUGACAAAUCAACUAUCUCAUUUUAAUGAAUUAGGCGCACUACCUCCCCCUACUAGUAACUAUAAUCCCUUUUCACCACAUCAGAUCCAUAUAGGACACAACCCGGAUACGGCCCCUCCAGAUGGGAAAGACACAUCCAUGUUUUAGUACCUGCUUAAACUAUUUUACAGUGCCACACUUUAAGGAGGGAGAAUGCAUUUAUGUGAAUGAAUAAAUGAUUAAAUAUAUUAUAGUUAAAAUACAUAUUUUGCAAAAAGUAUAA